This is a messenger RNA of Paramecium pentaurelia, 393 nucleotides long. The record is from the annotation of a GenBank genome assembly. Lineage: Eukaryota; Ciliophora; Oligohymenophorea; Peniculida; Parameciidae.
AUGGGAGUUUGUCAUUCUAAAAAAACAUAAUAAAAAACUCAAUAACCAUAAGACCUCACAAUUAGCAAUUAAUAAUCUCUUCUUCCAGUUAUUAGUAAACUAGACGACAAUGAGAUAUUAGAAAAAUCACCAGAGCACGAUUCAUAAUAAAGUGAAGUCGAUUUGCUCGUAACGGAUGAGCUUCUAAAUAACCCACAAUAAGCUGCAAUUGAUUAAUAACAUAGAGACUAGAUUAAAAGACAUGUUAAUGUUUAACUACAUCAAUAGGACAAUUUGAAACGAUAUGUAGUUGUCUUUGAUAAAUUAUACAACUAAAAAAGAAAAGUUCCCAUUUUAUUUUCUCUCAAAGAAAGUACUCUGUUAAAGAGGAGAAGAUCAGGUCCUUGCUCUUGA